This is a messenger RNA of Chrysemys picta bellii (western painted turtle), 8370 nucleotides long. RefSeq lists its product as uncharacterized. The record is from RefSeq and is a predicted model, not a curated record. NCBI's taxonomy places the organism in Eukaryota, Metazoa, Chordata, Testudines, Emydidae.
UCACAAAGAGGCCUGGAGAGAAAACAGUAACUUUGGCUUUUAAAACAGAAAACCAACUAACUAUAUGGCCAAGUUAAAAAUUAGUAUCUGAUCUGAAUAAAACUAACAGUAGAACUUAGUGAAUCAUAUUCUGAUCUGUAAUACUGGCAUAAAUCUGGAAUAACUCCCAUUAGUGGAAUUAUACUAAUAUUAAUUCUGGAGUACUUGAGAGCAGAAUUUAGCCCCAUAUGAUUGAUUCCACAUUUUAGCACAAAGAUUCUUAAACUGUGGUCCACAGAGAAUAUUCUAAUGGUCCACAAAGAGCUGACUGGUCACGUGGUCCUGUUUUCUCCUCUCUAUUUCCACCUGCUGACUUGCAUUUAAAAAGGCAGCUAAAAAUACAUAAAUACUUUCCUAUUGCUUUUCCAUAUAAGCAAUUGCCAUCGGGAUGUUAUAUGAUAGAAAGGGGAGCAGGUGAUCCAUGUCAUUGUGAUUAGUAGGGGAGAUGGUCCACACGCCAAUCUCUUUAUUAAAAUGUGGGCUACACAAUGAACAACAUUGAGUUCUUGUUUUAGCAUGCUCUCUAUGCAUCUUUGCUAUGUGCUGCUUUCUCAUUUUGAGCAUAUGUUAACAUUUAAACAAAGAAGGAUAUUGGUUUGUAAUAUAUGACUUUAUAUAAGAAACAUCAAGACUUUCUGAAAACGUUCUUUCUAGUUUAUGAUGCCUCUAGCAUUCCCCAUAAUAAAUUCAGCAAUUAAGAAGAGAGAAGAAUGUAGCUCUCAUAAGGUACGAUUUUCUCUUGUACAUCUAACUUUUCCUUUACCCAGGAAAAAAUCUCAAGCGGAAAAGAAAUCAUCAUUCCACAAAGACAGCAUGCCGCAUCAUUAGACUUUGAAAGGUUGAACUAAACAUAUGGUUGCUGUGUUUUUUAAGUUAACAAUUGUCAAUAUUGUUCUUCUAGAUUGUAUCAAAGCUAUCCCAUUAUUCAUCUUGCCUUACAUUCAUGAUCAAACUUAAUUUCAGAGACAGAAGAGCAAAUCUAAUUUUACAAAGAUGGUUCACAUAGACAGAAGCUAUAAAGUAGGCAAAUACUAACAAAACAUUGUUUCCACAGUUAUAGGGGAAAAUAGGCCAUUGGCCACCACUUUAUUAAAGACAUAACAAGGUUUAAACAUCAGCGUGAAUAAGAGUAACCACUACUGCAAAGGAACACUGUUGUUGCUUUCCCUUACUGUAGGCUAUUCCUUGAACCAAAUUACAUGCAAAGACAGGUGCCCUCAAGAUACUACGUGUGGUCCCAAGACUAAAACAGUCUUUUUGCCUCCCGGUCAUGGCCGUCUGACUCAAACCAAGAUUCAACUAACACUAAGUUAGAGCUGCUGAUAGUCAACUCCUGGAAACUUCUAUAAGUGGGCUUAUCUUGUGGUACAGAGUAACCUUCAUUUCCCAGUAACAAAUCACCAACCACCUUUCCCAACAAACUUUGAACCAGCGUUACUAUUGAAGCCUCUCUCCACUCGAUGUAUUAAAACUUGCGAGCACUAAGAAAAAGGUGCUGAAACAAGAGCCAACUCACUGAUUACUCCUGACCAGACAAUAACUUAACAUUACCCAGUGUAGAGAAAAGAAAAUACAACUGGCUAGUGCAAAUAGGAUACAAAUAACCUAAUUUAUCAGAACUUAAAUCACAUGUAGCAAUCACAAACCAUAUGGCCAGGCCUGUCUGUCUGAACAUUGCUGUGUGAGCAGGUAAGAAAAGCUUUCUAAUAGGGGCAAGUGGGCAUGAGAACCAGCAUAGCUCCUGCCAAGUGUUCUCUCUCCCCCACCUAUAGCCACCUUCAGCCAGGCAGUGGGAGUUUUAUGUGGGUCAAUGGGGUGACCAAUCAUGCAGCUCAUAGUAAAACAACUUGUCCUGAUUGGCUGCCCAGGCUGAAGCUAUUGUAGCCCUCACUUGAUGACCCUGGCUAGGGUGGCUAGGGCUGCAUACUGUAUAGGGGGUGAAGAAUGGAACAGUGUAGUGGGAAAUACUUGUCAUGCAAAGGAGCUAAGUAGAAGCCUUCUUUAGUUAGGAUGACAGUUUCACUCUGUCUAAUGCAGCUUUACGUGGCCUCUUAAAAGCUGAGCACCUCUUCGAGAAAAUGAAACCAUUUGUACCCCUGCAGUCCUGCCAUGUCAGCAAGGCGGCAUGGGGGGAACCUGCACUGCCCCUGUUCUGCACUCCCUGCUUGCCUAGUCCUCUCUGAGAUACAUUGGCAUAAUAAUGCCUAAAUGGAAACCCAAGUAGUUGAGGGCCAAGAAUUAGUUUGUUUCUUUUUACAAAAGGUUUUGACAAAAUCUACUGUGAAUAUUUCGUGAAAGUUCUGUGUUGUUGUUGUUAACAACCCCUGGAUACACUGUUGUUGUUGUUGUUAAUGCAAGCCUUCCCUUGCAGCGCUGGCAAACCAUGGUGCUCCUACUGCAUGCCAGCCAGCGAGACUGAAUGGCUUAGUAUGGGCUGAAGAGCACUAAGAAGGGCAACGCCCAGCACCCACCUACUGAUGAUAAAAAGGAGAGCUCCCCAAGCCUCUAAAGUGUAUGUUUGUUGGAAACUACCCUCCCUCUGCAGGACUGCAUAGGCACUACUGCUGGUCUAGGGCUCCAGAAACCCCCACAAUCCCAGAACAGAGGCAAGAAGGGGGCCAGGAUCCAGGGGUUGUUCAUCGGCACUAAAUGUACAAAGUUUUGCGAUGAUAAGCUGCUGAUAGAUCCCAUGGUGCUGAAGAAGAAACUAAAUAGGAUGGCAACAGAACCAGGGGCUUUUGCUGUCCUCAGCAGCCUGCUGCUUUACAUCACAGACCUCGCGGCCUGCGACCCACAGAUACCGAGGAAGAAGGCAAAAUGGGCAGAAGGCAAAGGAAACAAGGUGAUUUAUAAUCCUGAAUGCCAAAGUGCAAACAAAAGCAAGCGCCCCACAAGAUUCCAGCUUUUGCAGUCCAAGUUCAUGAACAACAAUCGUGAACCUUACAUAAAAAAGACAAGAGAAGUUGGCAAGCUAAUCAUUAAAGAAAAGCAGUGGGUAAACAGGGGCUGUCUAAAUGCCACUGUUAACAAAUUAGACAAAAAUAAGGAAAAAAAAGGAAGUGGUCAAGCACUAGAAGAGAACAAAAAGAUAAUGCCCAAUGAGAGGGUCAAGUGGAAUGGCCUGAGUGGGAAAAAUACCGUGAAAAACAUUCUGAAGAAAUUUUUAGCUGCAGAGGAGAAAGAAACUAAGGAGAAAGCUUCUGUCUGGAAAAAGAAAGAGCCAAACAGCAAUUUGCCAAAAAUUAUCAGCAAGAAUUCUGUUUUCUCCAAACUGAAGGAAAAGUUUGAACAGGCUAGUUCUGUUUGUUCAGCCACGGAGGCGAAAACAUUGCUGUUGCGCAAAGGUGAGAAAAAUAAUACAAAGGUCCCAAGUAGAACACCUAUUCACAAACCAGAGGUCACAGUGCUACACACUGUGACAGCCCCAGUUCUAAAUAGUCCUCAGUCCCAGUAUUUAGUGUGUACGACGGCUCCAAUGCCUAGAUUCAGUGUUGUGACUGAAAUUAGCCAUCCUUGGAGCUGGUUGACAAACAACACUGAAAGUAAUCAGCCUUUUGAUCAUGGCACUCAAAUGGUAGAGAUGAGUGACUCUGACAGCAAACAUGAUAUUAAGCCUGGUAAGAAUGAAAUGCCAGAAAAUAGGGCACAAGACAGAGAGUACAAAGGACAGAUGCAAACUGUACAAUGUGUAAUGCCCAAGGUCAUGACUGACAACAAGGACAGUGCAGAGACUAAAAUAGAUUCCACAAACCAAGGACCUGGUUUUCUUCCUAAUCUAGACUGCUCUUCUACUUUCUGUAAAAAUAAAUCCCUUGCAGACUGCAUUCCUACCUUAUCUAAACCCACCCUAUCUCACAAGGGAAAUAGCACAUUAGCUGGAUUUGAUACAUCUUCAUUAGGGGAUAAUAAAACUGCUCAAUAUGUUAGUGAAGACAAUCCGUCUACUAACUUGCCCUAUUCUGGUAUAGCUGAAGGAUCCAGUGCACACAGUCCCCAGGAUAUUAAAGAGGUUGGUAUUCCUAAAAUAACGGUGAAUGCAUGCAGUUCAAAGGAGACAGAAAUAGAGUUCUCACAGUCAGAAAAAGAUCCUCUCUUUGCAAGCCAAAAAUGUUUCCCGGAGGAGAAACUAUCGGAAAAUAUUCCAUCGUUUUGCUCCCCAGUAGCUCAGGCAUCUCAGAAUGUAGUGCCUCCAAAUGAUGAUCUGCAAUUAAUUGUCAAAAUACCAGUUACUGACAAAAUGCCACCGCUGAUGCCAAGGCAAGAAAAUGCAUCAGAUUUUAAAGGCAAACAUUCCAAAGCAGCUGUAAAAAGAGAGAAAUUUCACUAUAAACAGGAAAUAUUUCCUAGUUCUAGAAAAAAUGAUUGCAAAGUCACAGCUAAGCAAGAAGAGGAGCCAGCCAUAAAUCCAAACAAGCUGUCUGAUUGUCAAAUGCAAACUGAACAAAUAACCCAGGAAUCACAACCACAUCAAAUGCCUGGCCAACAAAAUAACAUUGAUAAUUUCAGCAUUAACGUAUCAAAUCCGACUAUGAAUCAGACAAAUGAUUCAAAGAAGGAAAAAAGUGGUAUUGUAGAAGGAAAACAUAUCUGCUCUGAUUUUGAAAAGGACCAAGGUCCAUUGUCAAGUUAUUUAAUGAAGCACAGGUGUUAUAUUCCAGAAGAGAAUUUUGGGAAGGACCAAUUAUCCUCACCAAAUGAAAUGGCAAGUCAGGAAAACAAUACUGCCAGGGAAAGGAGUACCUUGUGUAAUCUGGAGAUUUAUGAAAUGCCAUCAAAGUAUUUCAUGAAGCAUGAAAGUGACAUUGCAGAUGAGAAUCCCUGGCCUAAUUCUGAGACAUGUCAAUCAUUCUCAUCAAAUUAUUUAACAAAGCACGAAAACAAUGCUACAGAACAAAGAAUCUGGCAUGCUAUUGAAAAGCCCCAGAUCCCAUCAUCAAAAGAUUUGGUGAAAAAUGAAACCUAUAGUGUAGAAGAUAAGAAGGCUUGUCAUAAUUCUGAUAAGUACCAAUUACCUUCUUCAAAUGAGUCAGCAAAGCAUAAAGGUGAUAUUAUAGCAAAGAAUGCUAUGUAUAACCGUGAGAAUUACCAGACACCACCAUCAUCAAGUGAUGUCAUAAACCAUGAAAAUAAUACAGCCAAAGAGAAGAAUAUCCAUCAUGUUUUUGAGAAGAAUCAGUUACUCUCACCAAAUGAACUGGGGAAGCAUGAAAAUAAUACUGCAGAAGAGAUAAGUCCCUUGAGUAACGUAGAGAAAUCCCAAUUACCCUCAUCAAAAGCACUGUUGAAGCCUGAAAAUAAUAUCGCAGUAGGGAGAAUCCCCUUGAAUAACUGUGAAAAGUACCGACUACCCUCGCCAAAUGAAUCAGAGAAGCACGAAAAUAAUACUGUGGUAAAAACAAGACCCUGGAGUAAUCUGGAGCAGGACCAACUGCCAACUCCAAAUGAUACUCUGAAUUAUGAAAAUGAGAUGAGAGAUGAGAACUUUGAGAAAAACCAGUUUCCUUCCUCAAAUGAAAUGGUGACUCAUGAAAAUAAUAGUGCAAGUGAGAGAAAUAACUUACAUAAAUAUGAAGAGUACCAAAUGCUGUCUUCAGAUGAUGGUUUGAAACAUGAAAAUGAUACGAUGGUAGAGAAGAAUGCUACUGCAGCAGAGAGAAAUACCUUGUGUAACUCUGAGAUGUGCCAAAUACCAACAUUGGGUGAUUUCAUGAAGCAUAAGGAUAAUAGUGCAAAAGAGAAGAAUUCUUCUAGUUUUGAGACAUGCCAAUUACCCUUAUCAAAGAAUAAAAUUAACACUCCAGGACCAAGAAAUACCUUGUGUAGCAUCAAAUACCAAAUGCCAUCAAGAGAUUUAGUGGAAAAUGAAUAUGAUACAACAGAAGAGGAAAACACCUGUUGUAAUGCUGAGAGAUACCAACUGUUUUCAUCCCAUGAAUCAAUGAAACAUGAAAAUAAUGCUGCAGAGGCAAGAAAUAUCCAGAGUAACUUUAAAAAUUACCAAAAGCCAUCAUCAAGAAGUAUAGGGAAACAUGAAAGCAAAACUGUCCAAGAGAGAAGUACCCAUCAUAAUUUUGAAGAGUACCAGUUACUUUCAAGAAAUGCACCACAGAAGCAUGGAAAGAAAGGUGCAGUAGAGAGAGAUACCUUGUGUAACCCUAAGAAGAAUCAAAAACCAUCAUCAAGUUCAUUGGUGAAGCAAGAAAAUAAUGUUACGGUAGAGAAGCAACAACAAACACCAUUGUCAGAUGAUUUUGUGAAGCAUGAAACUGAAACUGUGGAAGAGAAGAAUAAACAUCAUAGUUCUGAGAAGUACCAAUUAACCUCAUCAAAUAAAUUGGUCAAGCAUGGAAAAAAUACCGCAGUAGAGAAGAAGCAACAAAUACCAAUAUCAAAUGAUUUUAGAAAGCAUGAAACUAACACUGUGAAAGAGAAGAAUAAACAUCAUAGCUCUGAGAAGUGCCAAUUAACCGCAUCAAAUAAAUUGGUGACACAUGGAAAAAAUACUGCAGUAGAGAAAAAGCAACAAAUACCAAUAGCAAAUGAUUUUAGGAAGCAUGAAAUUAGUACUAAAGAAAAGAAAAAUCCACAUCUCAAAGUUGAGAAAUACCUUCCUCAGUUACCUUCCUCAAGUAAACUGGAGAAGCAUGAAACUAAUAGUUCAGGAAAGAAAAACAGUUUGUGUGAUUUUGAGACGUAUCAAGCUUCAUUGCCAAGUGAUCUCAUGAAGCAUCGAAGUGAUUCAACAUUAGAGGAGAAUCCUUGGCAUAACAUUGAUAACUACCAAAAAUUACCCCUAUCAAAUGAUGUAUCCAAACAUGAUAAAAAUCCUGUAGAACAGAGGAAAACCCAGCAUGGCUUUAAGAAGUACUGUAAACUAACAUCAAAUGAUUUAGCAAAGCAUGAAAAUGUUGCUGCUGAAGGAAAGGCCAGGAGGCCAGGGUCUGAUCAAAGAAAUGACAGAAAAACAGAACUCCAGGACUGCACUAGAACAGCAGCACACGCAAAAUACAUAGCAGAAAGUUACAGUGAAGGACCCCUAAAUUCAUCUUUUAAACCAAUGAUAGUUAGAGUAAGUGAUACAUUUAAGCAUCACACCUGAUAGCUCUACAGGUAAACUAAUGACCUCAAUUAUUUGUAUCAUCGGAUCUUUCUUUUUUUCCUUCAGUGUUCAAGACAUUAAAUUAUCACUUCGUAAUUGCAUGGAUAUUGAUGCGUAUUUCUUAGGGUGUGAUUCUUUUCCCUUUCUUAAACACUGGCCAGAAGAUCACUGCAAAUAUAUCAUCAGAUUAAUCAUCAAUUUAUUAUGAGAGGGGCUGAGAGACCAUCAACAAUUUAAUCCUGCUCCAAUCUCUCCUUGAUAAAUGCUCGGUUUUGUUUGUAACUAGGGUAUUUUGAGGAUGAACUUUCCUUUGUAUUUACUCAUUUUAGUAAAACGCUGUUACUACUCCUUCUAGGAAUGACUUUAGACAAUGUCAGGCUUCGUUAGGUCAAAAAUGGCCACUUAAGUUCUAGCUUUAAAGCUGUAAAUGCAAAGGCUGAUCCUUGCUAACAUGCAUAAUGUUUCACGGGUAAUGUGCGGAAAGAUAGAUGCUUCCUUUAUCUGCAGGAAAGUCCUGAAAGGACAAUAUGUUAAAUAAUUUACUAUCGGGCGCUUAUGUUCUAUGGUAUAAAUAUUGGGAAAAUAUUGAUUGAACCUUCUGUCAAGAUAUUUACACUUUCGGUUGUGUACAGUAUUGAGAUGUGUUUGUAGAGAUAGGUUAUUCCCUCAUGCAUGUCACGCUAUAGCUACUCCUGUGUUCACAAAGGGCCAUAAUGCAGCAACUACAAGUAUUCACAAAAGGCCCAGUCCUGUAAGGUGCUGAGCAGGUCAAUGAAAACAGGCUGCUGAGAAUGGUGCAGGAGGGAUUCAGCACUUUGCAGGAUUGGGGUUAAAUUGCCUUUGUGGCAUAUCAGGGGCACACAGGCCCAAGGCAGGCAUUGCCAUGGAUAUUAAAGUUACUCAUUGGAAAGUCUUAUCGUGCUCGUGCUUUCCUGUCAAGUGUAGCAAAUGUUUACCGUAGUACGAUAUGAAACUUGAUAAUAAUGAGCAGCCAAUGUCAUUGAAAUGUGCCAGUGGAAUGUGAUGUUCAGAAUGGACAAUAAUAGCAACUUCUGCGUAAAGUUUGCGUGUCCCUGGCUUUGCUUUGGUAGACAGGAUCAGUUUGUUAUGUUUGCUUCUUUCUGCCCAGCUGAUGAACAGAAUGUAGCUGCAAAAUGGAAUCUUGCCGUUAAUGCCACAUAACACCCUGUGGUAGGUAGGUAGAUAUUAAUAUAAUAAAGUCAACUCUCACA